AUGCCUCGCGCGUAUAGCUUGAUCGACGGGUUGGUCUGUGCACCUUGGCUCGACUCCUUUGUUCCUCGCACGACUCCCUUCAAGCACAUCACCAUGUUCGGCAUUUGGACUCAUACCUUCGCUUUCUUCUUUCAAGUACCAUCGCUCUUCAAAAUUCGUCCUCCGAAUAGUGAGAAGCCAGAUGAUGUUGAGUGCUGUAGAGGCUCGGUCAAUGGGAAACCUCCAGGGACGGCAGACGAUACACACGCAACGUCAAUCACGAAAAGCCCAGGUGCCAUGAGCAUCGAAAUCGAUGCCCCGGUCCCGUACGAGCCUCCUCUCGGCGAAAUCUUGAGCGAAGGUUCAACAUCCUGUAUUGUAAAUGUGGCAAUAGGGGUCGUCAUCAAAUGCCCACGGUCCUCUUGGUGGCAUUCGGAGACCGCCGCCGAUAAAUGGUUUGUUCGAGACGUGAAGCGGAGUUUUGAAGUGGAAGAACAACUUCUACAAAUCCUGGGACUACAUCCAAGAAUAAUCAAAACCAGUGAAAUUGACAGGAAUUAG
This is a messenger RNA of Penicillium alfredii, 540 nucleotides long. RefSeq lists its product as uncharacterized. Bases 1 to 540 code for a protein of 179 amino acids. The record is from RefSeq and is a predicted model, not a curated record. NCBI's taxonomy places the organism in Eukaryota, Fungi, Ascomycota, Eurotiomycetes, Eurotiales, Aspergillaceae. The transcript has a single exon.